Messenger RNA from Paramecium octaurelia, 588 nucleotides. NCBI's taxonomy places the organism in Eukaryota, Ciliophora, Oligohymenophorea, Peniculida, Parameciidae. The record is from the annotation of a GenBank genome assembly.
AUGUUAUUUUUUCUAAUUUGCUUAGCAAAUGCUGUAGAUUUAAGAUUCAAAUUGCCAGCUCGAUAAAUAAGAUGUUUUGGUGAUAGACUAUAAGAAAAGGAGAUGAUAUAAGGGUUUGUGGAAGGAGAGUCAGCUGAUUAUAGUCUUAAAAUAACUGAUACAAGUGUGAAUAAGUAGUUGUUGUACACGUAUCAUGAAUUAACACAAAAGUUUACACAACUUUUCAAUGAGACAACAUAGAUUCAAAUUUGUAUUCAUAAUCUGGCUCACUAUUAGAUGAACAUCUAGUUUUUCUAUGAGCAGGGUAUAUAAGCAGAAUUAGCAUCAAUGGAAGAUUUGAAGGAAGUAGAGAAGUAAGUUAAAUAAUACAAUAAUACUUUGCAACACUUAAAGGUAUAAAAUUGAAUUAAUUAAUAGUCUGCCCAAUUGGAUUUAGUAUAAUUGUAGACAAAUAGGAAUGAAAAGAUGAAUGUAAUUUCUAGCAAAAUAAUAUUUUUUUCGAUAAUAACUAUUUUGUUAAUGAUAAUUGUCACCGUAAUUUUUACAAUAAAGGCAGCAAAAGUAAUGAAAUUGAAGAAAUCUUAUUGA